Messenger RNA from Nerophis ophidion (straightnose pipefish), 8122 nucleotides. RefSeq names its product gsg1-like 2b (gene gsg1l2b). Bases 157 to 1074 code for a protein of 305 amino acids. The record is from RefSeq and is a predicted model, not a curated record. Gene Ontology annotation, cellular component: plasma membrane. The transcript has 5 exons. Lineage: Eukaryota; Metazoa; Chordata; Actinopteri; Syngnathiformes; Syngnathidae.
GAACAAAAUGAGACAUCUUCAGUGGAGGAUCAGAUGUGAGAGGCACUUGUUAAAUCCGCACCACAAUUAGGCUGGUACAUAUCAACAGGGACAAUCGGAUUAUAAGGAUCUAAAGUGGAGAAAUCGCUGGAUUAAGUCCGUCGUGUACGCGCCGUCAUGGGCAUAGACCGGCGGCGGCGGAGAGCGUCUCUCGCGCUCACCUUGAACUUCUUGGCUUUGUUCCUGGCAGUGUCGGCUCUCGGAACCAGCCACUGGUGCGCCGGCACCCGGAAAGUGGUGAAGCCGUUCUGUACCGGCCCGGUGACGACCAAGCAGUCGUUCUGCAUCAGGUUCAACAGCUCCAACCUGAACGACACGAGGCUGGUGCAGUACAUCUGGGAGACCGGGGAUGACAAGUACGUGAUGAGGAAGUUCCACACCGGGAUCUGGUUCUCAUGCGAGCACAACAUCAACAUGACCGGUGAAAAUUGCAGAAGUUUCAUCUACGUUACACCUGCAAAUGAAAGAGGAGUGCUGUGGCUGUGCAUCGUCGCCGAGUGCCUGUACAUCCUCCUCUUAGCCACCGGGGGCAUCCUCAUGUCGAUAGAAGUGUGCCAGUUUGGCAACGUUAUUGACGGCCUCAAGGUCAAUGCCUUCGCGGCCAUAUUCACAGUACUUUCAGGGCUGCUGGGGAUGGUGGCCCACAUGAUGUUCACUACUGCUUUCCAGCUGACUGUCAGUCUGGGCCCAGAAGACUGGAAACCUCAGACAUGGGACUACAGCUGGUCAUACAUAUUAGCAUGGAGUUCUUUCACGGCGUGCAUGGCGUCCUCCGUCACCACCAUCAACCGUUACACCAAAACCAUCCUGGAGUUCAAGCACAAGCGAAGGAACGUUGAGAAGAACCUAAAGAUCAAGCAGAAGCUCCUGGAGUUGGACGCGCCGGAGCAGAUGUGGGACAUGUAUAUCAGCUCCGUGCCAAGUACUGCAGAGGAGCUGCUGGACCUCUCGUCCAACGACCACAAACUCUCCAACACCUCCAUCUUCUUGGACCUCAACGACCUGCCCGACCCACAAGGAGAGGAGUACUGCUAGGGGAGCUCUGAAAUCAUCACCUUUUGAUUUCAUUUAUUUAUUUAUUUAUUAUUUACCAAUAUUCUUGGCCAAACAGAACAUGCAUGUAAACACUUUAAAAUGUGUGCAAUAGUCGUGGGACUUCAGUUCAGUGACCAUUUUCAAGGAUCAUUUAUUUCAAUCCGUUUUGGGGGCUUUUUUGUCACUAUCCAAAAGUAACUGUGAUGGCAAAGUAUGAUCAUAACCAUAGAAUUGAAAAUACACAAUAGGAAAGGGUUUAGCUGUCCAAUUCUACUGAAGCAUUGUACACUGCAAUGUGAAGCUUUACCAGAUUUAAAAUACUGUAAUUUACUGUAACAUCACAACAAAUUACUGAAAUUAGGAUACCUUUUUUUUUUUUCCAGUAACUUACUGUUAUUUAACAGUGUAACUGUCACUGUAACUAGAGAUGUCCGAUAAUAUCGGGGUGGCGAUAUUUUUGGCCGAUAAAUGCUUUAAAAUGUAUUUUCGUAAAUUAUCGGUAUUGGUUUCAAAAUCAUCGGUAUCUGUUUCAAAAAGUAAAACUUAUGAAUUUUUAAAACACCGCUGUGUACACAGACGUAGGGAGAAGUAUAGAGCGCCAAUAAACCUUAAAGGCACCGCCUUUGGGUGCCAGCCCAGUCACACAAUAUCUACAGAAUUUCACACACACACAUGUGAAUACAAGGCAUACUUGUUCAACAGCCAUAUAGGUCACACUGAGGGUGGCCGUAUAAACAAAUUUAAGACUGUUACAAAUUUGUGCCACACUGUGAACCCACACCAAACAAGAAUGACAAACAUAUUUCGGGAGAACAUCCGCAACGUAACACAACAUAAACACAACAGAACAAAUGCCCAGACUCCCUUGCAGCACUAACUCUUCCAGGACGCUACUAUAUACACCCCUUGCUGCCCCCACCCCCCACACCUCAAACCCCCCAACCCCGCCCACCUCAACCUCCUCAUGCUCUCUCAGGGAGAGCAUGUCCCAAAUUCCAAGCUGGUGUUUUGAGGCAUGUUAAAAAAAUAAAGUAAAAUAUGGCAGUGCCAUGUUGGUAUUUUUUGCCAUAACUUGAGUUGAUUUAUUUUGGAAACCCUUUUUAUAUUGUUUAAAGCAUCCAGCGGGGCAUCACAACAAAAUUAGGCAUAAUAAUGUGUUAAUUCCACGACUGUAUACAUCGGUAUCAGUUGAUAUCGGAAUUGGUAAUUAAGAGUUGGACAAUAUCGGAUAUCGGGAAAAAACCCAUUAUCGGACACCUCUAACUGUAACCAAAGUCCUCUGUAAUAUCACAACAAAUUACUGUAAUUUCAAAUUGAUUUGUCUACUAAUGGGUUCCGAAGACUAAGUUGCACAAUCUUGUAGAGGAAGUGCGGUUAGCUGCUAAAGCGAGAGAGUAAUUAACUAUGAAAUUACAAUUGUGAAGUUACAGCAUAUAGUUGUAAUUCUAUUAUAAUAAACUGUGGAAUUCAAAUUGUGAAGUUAAAGCAUUUAGUGGAACUUUAUUGUAAAUAAACUUAAAAGCACAGCUGUGCGGUCACAGUGAAUUGCUGUAAAAAAUAUUUGACAGUAAAUGUCACUGUAACAGUAAAGUAACUAGUAGCCGGUAAUUUGCUGUGAAUUUACAAUGAACAUUUUUAGUGUACAUAAUACAGCAAUACCUAUAAAAGACCGCUGGGUGGCAGGAUUGCUCUGCAAAUCCACAUUGCCUGUAUCUGUCAGGCACGUGUGUUCCGCAGGUAACCGAUAAGGUUACUGUUGUUUUCAUCUCUUUCCUUCUGUAUGAUAGCUUGGUUCAAAUGUUUCCGUUACUGAAACCAUGAGACAUUAAGCAUGGAACAAAUACAUUUUUUGGACUUUACAUAGGUUCACACUGCGAUGAGGUGGCAACUUGUCCAGGGUGUACGCCGCCUUCCGCCUGAUUGUAGCUGUGAUAUGCUCCAACGCCAACGAAAAUGGAUGGAUGGACAUAAGUUCACAUAGUGAGCAAAUAUGGACACAGAAUACGGAUCAAACAUGAUCACAUUUUGUGUGUUUUUUUAUUAGUAUAACAUAUCCGUACUUCUAGGAUUUUUUAUGAUGCGGCCAAUUCACGCAAAUUCAACCAAUCCCUGCAAAUUAUGAGUGGCCUUGCAACUUUGUCCAAUGCCCAGAACUUCCGCGCACAUUUUGGCCAAUCAGCGUCAAUUUGUCCCCAAACGCGCCUCUUAUGUUUGCUUCUCGGUUAGACAAAGCAGGAAUAACAACAUGUAACAAUAAAACAACUCUUUACUGCUCGAACAGCACAACUGUCGUCCUCUUGUGUAGCUCAAAUUACUUCCAAUUUCUGUCUGCGGAGCUAAGCUUUAUGGGUAAUGUAGUAUAUAAACAUUUAGCAACACGCUGGUGUCCUCACUUUCUUGUUCAUAUGUAUCGUAUGUUUUGGACCAUAGGGCGCACCGGAUUAUAAAGCGCACUGUUGAGGAGCAGGUCUAUUUUUAUACUACAGGCGCACCAGAUUAUAAGGCGUAUUAAAGGUCUUAUAUUAUGUUUUUUUUCCUACAUUGAAAAAACUUUCCAGUGGUUUACAUAACAUGUAGCAUAUUUUUUGGAUUAUAUAUCGCUCUGGAGUAUGCGUUGCAACGGCCGAAAAUGCAUUAUAAAGAAAGAAAAAAACAUAUAUAAGUCGCAAUGGAGUAUAAGUCGCAUUUUUGGGGAAAUCUAUUUGAUAAAAUCCAACACCAAGAAUAGACAUUUGAAAGGCAAUUUAAAAUAAAUAAAGAAUAGUGAACAACAGGCUGAAUAAGUGUACGUUAUAUGACGCAUAAAUAACCAACUGAGAAGGUGCCUGGUAUGUUAACGUAACAUAUUAUGGUAAGAGUCAUUCAAAUAACUAUAACAUAUAAAACAUGCUAUACGUUUACCAAACAAUCUGUCACUUCUAAUCGAUAAAUCCGAUGAAAUCUUCUUCCCCGAUGUCUAUUCUAAACAACUCUGCCAACUCCAAAGGUAUGCGCUGCUUCCUCUUGUCGUUUUAUGCUGCAUAUUUCACUACGUCCAUCUUGUAAUCUGCAGUACAUGAUCUCCUUUUCGGUGCCAUUUUUGUUCAGCCCCUCUCAGUUUUUACAAGUUACCGCCAACGAUGAAAUGAUCCAUCUUAAUAGCUACGGCAGUAGCAUAUAGCAGUUAGCAUUCCAUGACCCACAAUGCACUUCUGCCAUGACCCUCCCCCACCGAAUUCUUAUUGGUUGACGUGUGUGUGACGAUUGCUGACAUUUUCUUCGUCUCUUCGGCGAAUGAGAUAAAUAAUAUUAUUUGAUAUUUUACGGUAAUGUGUUAAUAAUUUCACACAUAAAUCGCUCCGGAGUAUAUGUCGCAACUAUGAAAAAACUGCGAUUUAUAAUCUGAAAAUUACAGUAGGUCAAAAUUUUGCAUAGAUUAUUUUUUACAGAUCAUCUUCUAUUCGCUUUCUGACCGUCUCUUCAGAAUACACCGUUUUGUGGGAUGUCUUAUUUACGUGCCUCCACUUCGACAGCGUCUUCUCUCCGUCAUCUUUGUUGUACCCAUAGUUUUUAGCGCUUUCAUAGCGAGUUUACUGACAGAUAUAAGUUAGAAGAGUACGCUACUUUAUAUUGGAAUUGGCAACUGGAUGAAUGACCCACAACAAGAGGUCAGAGAAAUAGAAGGAGCUUAUUGAUGGUCGGACUUAUGCAGAUCCCAAACACAAAUCAGCAAGUAUCAAUAGGUAAGACAAGUUGUUUUUGCGUAAUAUUAUGAAACAAAAUGCCAGAUUGUAAGUCUAAUAUGUUUAUUAUCGGUACCAUUUUGGAGUCCUUUUGCACACACCAAAAUAAUACCCGUAUGUUGAAGUACAGCACGACUGAGUACAGUGUCGUGUGUAAUGUUCUGUAUUCUCUUUUUUUCUGUGUUCUUAAUGAAAUAUCAAAGUUUUGGGCGUUCUUGUGUCAUCUUGCAGUCCACAUGUAGCUCUUGUGUGUGACUACCAUCUACCAGUCACACUUUUCAUUACACCACGUACCAAAUAAAAUUGCUUCGAGGUCGGCAAACACAACCAGAAAUAAUCCGUUGAUUAGGUGCACCAGAUUAUAGGGCACACUGUCGAUUUUUGAUGAAAUGAAAUGAUUUUAAAUGUGCCUUGCUGUCCGAAAAUGUUAUCAAUUUAUUUAUCCUUCAUUUAGUCAGGGUCAGAAAAUUAAAAAAAAAAAUUCAUUUGCAAUGCUGACCUGGCAAAGAGGCAGCAUUUACAUGUUAGAGAUGUUGGAGUGUGAUGAUAAUUUCUCAUCGUCUCUCAUUUACCUACAAAAAUUACCACUUAGAUUGCUUUCAACAUUUUACAAAUGUUCUUAAAGGCCUACUGAAAUGAGAUUUUCUUAUAUAAACCGGGAUAGCAGGUCCAUUUUAUGUGUCAUACUGGAUAAUUUCGCGAUAUUGUUAUAUUUUUGCUGAAAGGAUUUAGUAGAGAACAACGACGAUAAAGUUCGCAACUUUUGGUCGGUAAUAAAAAAGUAUUGCCUUUACCGGAAGUAGCAGACGAUGUGUGCGUGACGUCACUGGUUGUAGAGCUCCUUACAUCCUUACAUUGUUUACAAUCAUAGCCACCAGCAGCUAGAGCGGUUCGGACAGAGAAAGCGACAAUUUCCCCAUUAAUUUGAGCGAGCAUGAAAGAUUUGUGGAUGAGGAUAGUGAGAGUGAAGAACUAGAAGAAGAAAAAAAGGCGAGGGCAGUGGGAGCGAUUCAGAUGUUAUUAGACACAUUUACUAGGAUAAUUCUGGAAAAUCCCUUAUCUGCUUAUUGUGUUACCAGUGUUUUAGUGAGAUUAUAUGGUACAUGAAAGUCGGAGGGGUUUGGCCACGGGUGUGGUGACCGCCUGUGUCUCUGAGGGAAGCCACGCAGCUGCAGGAGGACGCAAGCUCCGUUCAUAACUACGGUAAGAGCCUACAUAUUACAAUUUUCUCACCGAAACCUGCCGGUUGACAUGUGGUAGGGAACCAUGUUAGCUUGACUGAUUCUGUUCCAUAGUAAAGCUUCACCUUCGGGAAAUUUAAACAAGGAAACACCGGCUGUGUUUGUGCUGCUAAAGGAAGCUGCAAUACACCGCUUCCCACCUCCAUCUUUCUACUUUGUCUUCUCCAUUAUUAAUUGAACAAAUUGCAAAAGAUUCAGCAACACAGAUGUCCAGAAUACUGUGUAAUUAUGCGAUUAAAGAAGACUACUUAUAGCUUGGAUCGGGCUGGAAAAGAAUGUCCGCUACAACCGGUGACGUCAAACGCACGCGUCAUCAUACGUGUCAUCAUACCGCAACGUUUUCAACAGGACACUUUGCGGGAAAUUAAAAAUUGCAAUUUAGUAAACUAAAAAGGCCGUAUUGUCAUGUGUUGCAAUCUUAAUAUUUCAUCAUUGAUGUAUAAACUAUCAGACUGCGUGGUCGGUAGUAUUGGGUUUCAGUAGGCCUUUAGCAUGCGGAGUAAAUGUGUUGGAACAUACAUGAAUGUUUAAGAUGGACAAACACUUUUAAUCAAUCAAUCAAAGGUUAUUUAUAUAGCCCUUAGUCACAAAUGCCUCUAAGAGAUGCACAAACCACAACGACAUCCCACAUCAGGGCAAGAAAAAACUCAACCCAAUGGGAACAACGAGAAACCUUGAAAGGGGACCAGUCCAAUGGAUGCUGAGUGGAUAGAGUUAAUAACGUGAGAGUCCAGUCCAUAGUGGGGACAGCAGGGGAUCCUCUUGCAUGUCGACACAUCGGGGAACAGGGACGUCAACAACUGAUGCAAAGAGGAGUGGACACCCUCGGUCCCGACUUGGAACAGCUCGCACUUCCUUUGUCGAAACUGAUCCUCGGCCACCUGAUAACCUCUCCACGCAGGAAAGGGACACAGAGCAGAAAAAAACGGCAGAUCAACUGGUUUAAAAGGGAGGUCUAUUUAAAGGUUAGAGUAUACAAAUGAGUUUUAGGAUGGGACUUAAAUGCUUCUACUGAGUUAGCAUCUCUAACUGUUACCGGGAGGGCAUUCCAAAAUACUGGAGCCCGAACAGAAAACGCUCUAUAGCUCGCAGACUAUUAUUGGGCUCUGCGAUUUACUAAUAAUCAGGAGUUCUUAAAAUGCAGAUUUCUUGUCAGGACAUAUGGUACAAUACAAUCAGCAAGAUAGGAUGGAGCUAGACCGUGUAGUAUUUUAUACGUAAGUAGUAAAACCUUAAAGUCACAUCUUAAGUGCGCAGGAAGCCAGUGCAGGUGAGCCAGUACAGGCGUAAUGUGAUCAAACUUUCUUGUUCUUGUCAAAAGUCUAGCAGCCGCAUUUUGUACCAACUGUAAUCUUUUAAUGCUAGACAUAGGGAGACCCGAAAAGAAUAUGUUACAGUAAUGGAGACGAGACGUAAAGAAUGCAUGAAUAAUGAUCUCAGCGUCGUUAGUGGACAAAAUGGGACGAAUUUUAGCGAUAUUACGGAGAUGAAAGAAGGCCGUUUUAGUAAGACUCUUAAUGUGUGACUGAAACGAGAGAGUUGAGUCGAAAAUAAUACAGAGAUUCUUUACCGAGUCGCUUUCUGUAAUUGUUUGGUUGUCAAAUGUUAAGGUGGUAUUGUUGAAUAGAUGUCGGUGUUUAGCAGGACCGAUAAUCAGCAUUUCUGUUUUCUUAGAGUUAAGACGCAAAAAAGUUAGCGGACAUCCAUUGUUUAAUUUAAUUUAGACAUGCCUCCAGAUGAUUACAAUCUGGUGUGUUGGUAAAACUUACACUAAGAAUGUCUGGAACUUGUGGGACAAUAGGGGAGCCUUUGGUAGUGUUUUAUUCUGUAAAUAUACAAUUAAUUGUUACUAUUAAUUAAAACAGUACAUGUGACAAUGAGUUUGUGCUUUUACUGCCAUUCAGUGUCUACGUUUAUGUCUGUGUGGUAUAAAACGACUAGAACAUCAACACAGUAAUGUUGUGUCAAUUUUUUCUUGAAAUACUGUGCAUUUUACAAUGAACACUUAAAACAGUGAUAACAAAUUCAUAAAAUUACAAGUUGAGUCAAUGUUAUUGAUAAAGUAGGUCUCUAAACAUGACAACU